AGCUGAGCCGUGCAGGAAGUCGGUUGUCCGGGAUUGGUCGUCUCCGGGUCCCGAUAAGGUUUUGCGUCCAGCGGUGCCAUCAGGACACACUCCAUUCGUCGUUCGUUGGUCCUUUUGGUUUCGAUAGCGCGCGAGAGCAACAGGAGCGGCUUGUGUCUACGGUGUGAAACCGUUUGUGUUGGACUGUGUUGGAUCACGAUGCCGCUUAUGUAAUUUCGUGCAGCAUGGAAGCAAAUUUGCGCUAGUGUGUGUACGUGUCUGUGUGUGAUUCUUUUCGAGAACGAGCGGCAGUGGUUGUGUAAUGGUUCGGCAACGAACAUCGGGUGUGUUUGGUUCGGUUGUUCGGUAGAGACGAAGCGACAGUGUAGAUGUUUUGUGGUGUGGUGUCUGCGACCCUAUCCUGUUGCCCAUAGUAACGCAUCCUUUCUCCGGGACGGCUAACGUCUCGACACCUACACACUCCGAUUGCUCUUAUCACGCUCUAUCUAAAUCGCUUCAGCUGCUUGGAGCUGACAUAGGACACACACACACAGGACGCUCUAGUGAAGUAACGAUUUCCUUGCUCGAAGUUACUUGAAGUAAGUGAAGACACAGUAUUGCCGUGGAGGGUGUCGGUCGCGUGUGUGAUGUGCAACUAACCGUAACACGGGGUUACCCCACCCCAGUGCAGUGCCGAACGAACGAGCGAACGUCGUAACCGAUCUUAUGAAACCGUUCGCCGGGAACGCGCGCCAUAGGAUGCCCUUGUCCGGUCACUGUAACAACGCUGCUGCCACCACCACCACCCUUCACCUUUCCGGGACCGUGUAUCAUGCUCACGGAGUCUAUCGUCGAGCGUGCGACGCCCCACGACAAGAGCCACCAGCAAGGACUGCGGAGAAGCAACCGAAUCGCAGCCGCUCCGACCGAACCACAACCGGCCAACGAAACCGGCAGCAAAGUGUACUCCUUCAGCACCGGUCCCACCGGCAGCAAACCGUCCUCAACUUCGAUCCUUCAGCGUGUCCGUCAGCAGCUCUCCAAGCGGGCGCUUAAACUAACGCGCAACCGGUUCUGCUCGUCCCAGGAAAACCUCGGCGCCUCCGAGUACCGGAAGGAUCGGCGCGUCCACGGACUGCAACUGCCACUCCAUCCACUCCAGCUCGUCGGUUGGUUUGCUUUGGCCCUGUUCGGCUACUCCACGUUCGGUGUGCUGAUACCGGCCCUAGAACCAUCCCUCCAGCCUCCGCUCUACAUCGCCCUGACCGGCCUGUACCUGCUGCAUCUCGCGUCCCACCUAACCGCCCUGCUGCUCGAUCCGGCCGAUCCCGAGCUGCGACGUAUCGCGCCCGCCAGCAAGACGGUCGUGCCCGAGUUCGACCGGACCCGGCACACGCACGUGAUCGAGAACGGGCGGUGCCACCUGUGCAACAUCCGGACGACCAGCGCCCGCACCAAGCACUGCAGCGUGUGCAACAAGUGCGUCGGCACGUUCGAUCAUCACUGCAAAUGGUUGAACCAUUGCGUCGGUGGCCGGAACUAUGUCGCCUUUCUGAUGUGUGUGGUGAGUGCGGUCAUCGCGGCACUGGUCAUACUGGCCGCCGCCCUCGUCGAGAUCGUGCUGUACCAUGUGCAGCCGGUCGGGUGGCUUAAUCUCGCCUGGUUCGGGCUGGUGCAGGUGGCCGAUCUGCACACCACCACCACCACCACCACCACCACCACUGCCCCGAUCGGAGCGGACGAUGGGGGGACGACGGGCGCUGUCGAGCUUGAGUUGACCACCGCCGCCAGUACGGCGGGCGAUGAUGUGACCGGUGGACUGCUGUUCGAGAACUUUACCACCUCCGCCCAGGACAUCCUGCUCAAUGGGACGGUCGGUGGCUUAUUUGGCGGUUCGGCGGUUGGGAACGGUACUGGCACGACCGUGGAGGCGGCAGCCAACACGACAACCCAACCGGCCGUCGCGGAAGGUAUCGGGCUGCAUCACACGGUGUUUUUAGUGUUUGUGGCAUCGCUGGGAAUACUGGCGGCAAUUGCCGCUGGGCUACUCUUGCAUCUCUGCUUCUUUCACAUCUACAUCUCGUUUUUGGGUCUUACGACGUACGAAUACAUACGCAACAGUCGGCAAGCGGCGGCAGCGGCGGCUCAGCAGAACGGAGCAGGCGGCGGCACGACGCACCUGUCCAAUGGGCCACCGCAGCUCGGUGGAGCUGACGCCGCAAAGCACAACACCCUCUUCUCCAGCUGUACACACGCCGGAACGCGCAAGUUCCCCGAGGUGUACAUCUGCUCCUCGAUCAAUCAGAAGACUAACGCCACGAUCAACGCCUCGCCGGCUGGCGUAUCGUUCGUGGGACGCGGCAGUGCUGCCAACACACAGACUCACACAUCCGCCAUCAUUCUGCCCGGCCAGCUAAACGAUCUCAACCGGGUGCGACCUCGCACGCUGCACUGCUGCGAUAGUGGUAGUACCGAGUGUCGCAACAACAUCACCGCUGCCGGUGUGCGUACACUCACGGCGACCGCUAACGUUGCGUCGAGUUCGUCCAGCAGCACCACUACUACGACGUCCACGGGCGGUGGCGAAGAUGAGCGACGGCGUGAACAUCUCGAGCAGCAGCAGCACCAUCACCAUCAGAAGGCUGCCUUCUAUCUCUGCUCGAUGCUGGAGGACGAUCCGCACGAAGAGCCGACGGAAGGGAAGAGUACCUCCGGCAACUGUCAGGGCACGCGAACGUUUCACUGCUGCUCGCAGUACAGCCGGCAGAUGGCGGCAGCUCACACGUCCUCUACGAUGACCACCAACAACAACAACAAUCACCAUCGGCAUCAUCACCAUGGGAACGAUUUUCUUGCCGCAGCAACGGCAGCGACACUGCUCGCAACCACCAUGACGACGCUUACGACCACUACGACGACAACGUCCGAGGAGGCGUACAUCCAGUACACGGAGCGGUGCUCUUGCUGCAGCUUUCAGAUGCAGAAACCGGCGGCAGGACAACCGGCGAAUGGGGACUCUACGACCCAUCAUCUCCAUCCGUACGAUGUGCAUCCCUGUCGGAGGGGAGCUGAAAAGCCGACCCUGGUCGAGGGUGGACGACGGCUGUGCUGUGCGAGCGAUAGGCUCGCCACGGUCAAGUCACACCAUCGGUGGAAGAGAAAAUGGAACUGCUGCUCGAGCGUCCCGGACAGCCCGGACGUGCCGGUGGACAUGCGAACCAUCUCCGGCACGGUGUCCGUUGCGGGCAGCCGCACGGUCAUGAGCGCUCAGUACGGGCUGGAGGAAGUGGAAGGAAGGAAUCGAAGUGUGACAGAGCAGCAGCCCGCAACGGUCGAGCGUCACAGCCACGACGCACCAGAACUGACGUGUAAUGAAAACUGUGCCAACAAUAACUGUAGUAGCGUUAGUGUUAGUAGCACCCGUGCGAUCGCAGUCCGCGCGAUCAAGGAGCGGGAUGAUGGUGCGGGUGGGUGCGAUCGAAUCGAGCGGGAACCGUCGUCCGACUCUUCGGCGAUACAAAUUCUAAACUCCGAUGCCAACGGGAACGAGCUGGUGCAGGAGGCGGGUGUAGCAUCGCCGGCCAGUGUGUCCCCUGUGCCGAAACGGCCCCGGGCAAGACUCGUAAGGCCUUGGCCCGUCGUUCGGCUGCGGCACAUGAUGCGUAUGAUCGAUCGCUACCGGAGACCACGCUGUCGGACGAAUCUGGCGAGCGGCGGUAGUAGCAGCAGCACGACGGUCGUUGCUGGCAGUUCCGGUGGCAGCUCCUCCUCUGCUGCGAGCUCCUGCGUGCAGCAAAACGCACUGGUCCGUCAAAAUCAGAUACGUCCACUGUCGUCCAGUGAGUUCGCCAGUGCUCUGCUUACAGUUCCCGGGUUCGGUGCAUCGGCAUUGGCAGCGGCGGCAGCAGCAGCAGCCGCGGCGUCCUCCACGUCCUCCAACACACCAUCGACAUCUUCGUCCGGACCGGGAUCUCCCUCUGUGCAGCUGCACUCACUGCUGCCCACGUCAACCAUACGCGGUGCGGGAGAUUCUUCAUCUGGCGCAAUCACGAUGCCAGUGUUGCCGCCACCGGCACGCCGCCGUUUGAAGGGUGGCGGCGGUAUGAUCUGUGCGGAACAGUUGCCCGAGCUGAUGGGUGACAUUGCGGUGCCGUCCUCCACGUCGGGAUCAUCCGUCCGCGGUCCGGUGCAUCCACCGAUGAGCUACCGGCGCAGUCGUCGCAAGAAUGUGAUUCGCAACCGCAGCCCGACCCUGUCGCCGAUACACGAGUCCGGCCUAUCGAAUCCGACCUCACCCCAGCCCUGUCGGCACGUGUAUCCGGCAGCUUCUAGCAGUAAUGGAACGCGUCCGCUAGUGGCCACCACUGGCUAUGUGGAUAACUCCCCGUGAGUGGGUUUAGCUAGCAAAUGCUCCGUUCUUUCUCGGUUGCUAGGCUAUAAACCCUACAUCUUCAGCCGUUAGUGCUACGAACUCCAACGAAGUUAUCGGAACGAAUGUCUGAAGUGCAUCUCUGAGCAGAGAGCUAAACUUGCGAGUGUCGCUGUGUUGUUUUGGGUUGUUAUGUAGAUGGAAGCGUUAGAAUAGGCAGGAAUCGUAGGUAGUGUGACGAAUAGUAGUAACCCCCGAGGCGACAUUGUCGCGGCGCUUGAAGACUUAGAUCCGACGUGUGAUCCAUUUUGAGGCUGACAGAUGCAACACAACUCAAGCAGCAGUGUAGUACACAAUGAACCCGACUGUAUGUGCACCACCGCUAGAAGCAACGUUGACGUAAAUGCGCUGUAUGCGAUACAACGAAAAUUUAGGAGAAAACGAAACGAAAAUCGCUGAAAAUCAUAAAUCAAAAGCUCUCGAGCGUCCCCUAGCGGGGUCUGUGUGUGUGUAUUGUGUGAGUGUGCAUCAAUCCGGCCAGAUUUAGUUGUUGCAAAGUACUAGAAGAGAGCGAUGCUUCAAAUCGUUAGAGCCGUAGAAUAUAUAUCGAAUAUCGAGAUGCCACGAAUGCGUUAGUGUAGAUAAACAAAAUUAUUUUUUAUACGAAAAACCAUGUCCAAAAGGGUUGGAGAGGAGAAGCGAAUUAAAAAAGUGGCGCAAGGAUCAUGAGAUCCUCUCCACGUGUGUCUUGUACGCAGAGAUGGAUUGUUGCCGAAGCGCGCACUAAGCGUAUCAUAUUAAAGUCCAUCGUGUAUUGGAACACGGAUAAAUUAUACAGGAGUGCGCUUUUUAACGUUGUUUGUUGGUUUCGGUGCAAAAAGAAAAGGCAGUUGGAGCAGAAAGGAUGAAGGAUCAUCAAUAGCCGGGGGGCGCGCGCUAACCUGGCCACCUUUAGAUACGUAUGCAGUAAUGUAAAAGAGAUAAGGAUCCUCGUGUUAUGUCUCUGUCUGUGUAUGUUUGCUUCCUCUGACUGCUAAAUAAUUCAAGCCCACGUAUUGGCCACCCCCAAUACCGUACUCCAGCAACUCGGAUUUUCCCGAUUCCCUUUGGUUUUUCCUUCUCCUCGUGUAACCCCGCAAAAGGUGUAGAACGUGAACCUGAUGUGCUUCAACCGAAGAAGAAGGAGUCUGUGUUUUCUCAUGAUUCGAAUUUCAUGUACAUCCAUCAAUGUGUGUGCGUGUGUAUCUCUGUGAGUGUUUUCGUCGAGUGUGAUACUGUGUAAAGAAGCAAUGAAGGGGGCAAAGAGAAGAGAAGAGCAGGAAGGGGCUUAUACGCUUUUUCUGUACGCGUGUGUCCUGUGUAUGUGUUUGUGUACGCAGCGCAGAUUUAUCAAACUCUUAAUGCCAAUAAAUAAACAAAACAGAAGUAAAGCGAGAAAGCGAACGAAUGAACGAACGGAAGCGAAUCGCCAAUAAUUUAAUGCAAAAACCCCUAUACCCAAAAGCAAAUAGACUACUUACAAGCUAACCCACUUACAGACACACAUACACACAUACACUUCUCACAAUUCAUGCAAUAUAAACCAAUAUCCGAUGUGAGUGCAGUUUGAGAGUAAAUACAAAAAAAAACGGGCAAAGCUAAUAACCAAUGUUUGAUAAAUCCUGGUAAAGCAAAACAUCAGAGGAAAAAAUCCUGAACCUAAUCGCGAAAACAGAUGUUGAGUGAGUGCUAGCCUUGUAAAGAAGAGAGAGAGAGAAAGACGUGUGUAUGGUAAUGCAACGAAAUGAUAGUGGAAAUCGGUGUGCAGAUUAUUCGUAGGAAAAAUGGAAAAAAAAGUCGAAGCGUUUGAAAGAGGAAAAACGCAUUACCGUAAAAUGCACUCAAUUCCCGUACGUUUGGCAGAAGUCCGAUGCAAUGAUGAGCUAGUUUUUAUGUUGCUCUUCAAAGCGACUCAUCAAAAAAGCACUCAUCGACACACGGCAUUGACUGCCACCACAUUGGGUGACUGUAAAAAAACGAGGAAAUUAAGGAUAGAAGAUAAACCAAAACAGGCGAUGCACAUCAAUGCAUUACGCCGGGGUAGGGCAGGAUAGACGAUGAUUGCAGAAUCUAUGUUUGUAUGUAUUGUAUAACCCCCUUAACCCCCCCCGCUGGAGAAGAGCACGGAGUGUAAAACCGUUC
Molecule: messenger RNA, 6529 nt
Organism: Anopheles merus
Lineage: Eukaryota; Metazoa; Arthropoda; Insecta; Diptera; Culicidae
Exons: 2
Coding region: 812-4369 (1185 amino acids)
Biological process (GO): protein targeting to membrane; peptidyl-L-cysteine S-palmitoylation
Cellular component (GO): Golgi apparatus; endoplasmic reticulum
Molecular function (GO): protein-cysteine S-palmitoyltransferase activity
Source: RefSeq, a predicted model, not a curated record